CUCACAUCGUGCACCCACCAAAGCGAGGCAGAAACCAGUCGAGUAUCCACAAUGCCCGUAAAAUCGUUCUCCAAAGUCACCAAGCAGAUCAAGGAAAAAAAGGGCGGCAGAAUCACCGCUCUGCACGAGCACAGCAGAGAUGCCCGGCGGCUGCAGCGGGCGAGCGCGCGAGAGGAGAAAUUGGCGGCCAAGAUCACUGCGAGGGAGAAGGCGAACCUACCUCACCUGCAAAGAGUAUCCUUCUUUCAGUCUUGCCUGCCCGAGGCCCCCGCACAGGUCACGCCGUACGACAUCGAGUCCAUUCAAUCGCUGAUCAAAAUCCUCCUUUCGCGCUUCGACGACGAGCUGGCGGCUCUCAAGGCCGAGCGCAGACCAGGCAGGCCGCCUGCGACAAGAGAGCUGGCGAUCAAGCAGCAGCUGGAGGCGGACAGCAAAGAAUACGAGUCCGGGCUGUGGAUACCGGACCUGAGGGAUGAGGAGACGCUCUUCAGUCUACGCAACUGGAAGGGCGAGUGGAGCGGCCUCAACGUCAUGAAGUUUGUUCGCCUCAAUCGCAAGGGCGAGGUGCGGGAGAGUAGUUUUCCUCCCAAGGGCCAGAGCUGAGCGACACUACACGAUGGUGAUGUGAGGAUUUAGACGCGAAAUAUCCCCAAGGAGCGGCAUGUUGCAAUGCUCGACGAGCAAAACUGUCUUCGUCUGAAGAUUCAUGAUCUGCGACGAAGGAACCUCAUGUGCCAUACACGCCAACACGUAGGGCUCAAAUGGAAGCACCGUUCAUUGAAACGAAAGAGACACAUUUAGACGAGAAGAUACCCAAGAAUCAUGCGUGUAUAUAAUGCAGUGGGGAG
Messenger RNA from Verruconis gallopava, 848 nucleotides. RefSeq lists its product as uncharacterized. The record is from RefSeq and is a predicted model, not a curated record. Bases 52 to 603 code for a protein of 183 amino acids. NCBI's taxonomy places the organism in Eukaryota, Fungi, Ascomycota, Dothideomycetes, Venturiales, Sympoventuriaceae. Gene Ontology annotation, cellular component: nucleus. The transcript is spliced from 2 exons.